AUGGCUUUUCUCAUCAAGAGUAUGGUGGGGAACCCUCUGAAGGGCAUGGGUCUUGGGGGAGGAGAGGAGAAGGCCGAAGCGGAGACCCCCAAAGACCCCGCAGCAGCCGCAGGAAUGACUAGAGAAGAAUAUGAGGAGUACCAGAAACAGCUGGUGGAGGAGAAGAUGGAGAGAGAUGCAGACUUCCUGCACAAGAAAGCGGAGCGGGCGACCCUCAGAGUGUGUCUCAGAGAGAAAUACAGACUGCCAAAGAGUGAGCAGGAUGAGAAUAUGAUUCAGAUGGCUGGGGAUGAUGUGGAUGUGCCUGAGGAGCUGCUGAAAAUGGUGGACGAAGACGCCACGGAAGAGGAGGAAAAAGACUCCAUUAUGGGUCAGAUUCAGAACCUGCAGAACAUGGACAUGGACCAGAUCAAAGAGAAGGCCUCUGCCACGCUUACUGAGAUGAAGAGCAAGGCGGAGGAGAAAUGCUCCGUCAUGUAA
Molecule: messenger RNA, 480 nt
Organism: Colossoma macropomum (tambaqui)
Lineage: Eukaryota; Metazoa; Chordata; Actinopteri; Characiformes; Serrasalmidae
Gene: cplx4a
Product: complexin 4a
Exons: 3
Coding region: 1-480 (159 amino acids)
Biological process (GO): regulation of neurotransmitter secretion; neurotransmitter transport; synaptic vesicle exocytosis
Cellular component (GO): SNARE complex; terminal bouton
Molecular function (GO): syntaxin binding
Source: RefSeq, a predicted model, not a curated record